AUGUAUCCCCACAUCAUAAGUAACUCGCAGAUUCGCGAUCUCUUUUUAGAGGCGUCCCAAGGCAAAUUGGUCGACUAUAUUACUCAAUUACAUAAAGCCUUGCAACGGUACUCGAAAAACCCCGGCAUUGUUCCUUCAAGAUUCGUGCAGCCUACUCCAGAUGGGAGCACUACCCACUUCAACAUGCAGGUAUUAGACGACGUCUACUGCGGUGUGAAAACGCUGGGGUACAAUCCCGCUAAUGGGUCUGGGUUUGAGGGAGUGGUCAUUGUCACAGACCCAAAAUCCGGCCGUUUGAAGGGUGUUGCUGAGGUCAAAGAGUUGACUGGGGUAAGAACGGCCAUGUGCAGCUGCAUUGCACUGCUACGUCAGCUACCGCUUUUCGAAGAAUCGGUGAAGAUCGCUGUGUUUGGUACCGGACUGCAAGCGUUCUGGCACGCCUACAUAUGCUGCAAGCUUCUGGAAGGUAGAAAAAUAACCGUUAGUUUUGCGUACCGGUGUACUCCAAUGGACACCACGGUGCUGCAACAAAAGAUCCCAGACCUGAACAUCAUCCAAAUGCCGCUUGGCGACCAAAUCGGAAUAUCGAAGCUUGUGUGCGAAAGUAACAUUAUUUUCGGCUGCAUUCCAUCCACCGUGCCAGGCAUUUUGAAAAAACACUUGGAUCAGCAGUGUGGGCCAAGUUACACUUACAUCUCACUGAUUGGUAGUUACAAGAGCCACAUGCACGAGUGCGACACGCUGCUGGUUGAGGAGUUCAAACAGCAGGGAGCACAGAUUCUCGUGGACUCCAUUGAGCACACGCUUGCAGAAGCUGGCGAGCUGAUCGAUGCGCAAGUUGAGGCCCAGCAGCUCCUCGAGCUGGGCCAAUUGGACCGAGCCGCGUCUGUUGUACCAGCUGCUCACGUGGGUGGCCAUAGAAAAGUGACAAUGUGUAAAAUAGUCGGUUUGGCAGUCAUGGACGUCAGCGUUGCACAAGCAGUGCUCGUCGAAAUGGGCCAGUGA
Molecule: messenger RNA, 1005 nt
Organism: Lachancea meyersii CBS 8951
Lineage: Eukaryota; Fungi; Ascomycota; Saccharomycetes; Saccharomycetales; Saccharomycetaceae
Source: the annotation of a GenBank genome assembly